This is a messenger RNA of Diabrotica balteata, 1623 nucleotides long. The record is from the annotation of a GenBank genome assembly. NCBI's taxonomy places the organism in Eukaryota, Metazoa, Arthropoda, Insecta, Coleoptera, Chrysomelidae.
CAUGUACUCUGUGUCAGUUCAGUAAAUAAAGAGUGAGGUUAUUUUUGUUUUUUCCUUAUAAAUUUGUUUUUAAUUCAAAAUAAUUUUUGAAAUCAUGUGCUGAAAUAAUUUAAAUUUACUAUUCGAAAUAUGAUCAUUGUAGAAUGGAAAGUGAGCACCAAGAGAAAUCUUCUUUUUGGAAGAAGAAUGUAAAAUCAGUAGCUGGAAGACCAAGUCCAAAGCGGGAUGUAAAGGACAUUAAGAAAACUCCAGGUUCAACCUCAUUUCAAGACUUUCAAGCAUCAGUUAGUGAUGCUUGGGAUUUAGAUGAUGAUGAGUUUUGCAUUAUAUCAGGAUUAGAAAAUACAAAAAUAUCAAAGAAAGUAGCACACUCUGCAGCUUUAAAUGUACUGAAUAGUCAUAGAAGUACGACUGAAUCUGAGGCAUCCACUGAAAAGAAACAUAGUAAGCGGAUGAAUAUUUCUGAAACCGAAUCAAUUAAAAUUAGUCGAAUACCUGGUCGACCAAAACCAAUUCGUAGAUUGCCUUGUGAACAAGAAGGUGUUGAAAAUAAAUUAGAAAGAUUUCAAAAUAUCCUAGAAACUUCAACAACUUUGCAAGAAUUGUGUCAGCUCAGUUGGUCUGGUAUACCAGGAAAAGUUAGGGGUAUCACAUGGAGACUGCUUUCCGGGUAUCUUCCAAUGAAUCUAGAAAGAAGAAAUGAAGUAUUAGAACGAAAGAGACACGAUUAUUGGUCUCUAGUAGAAAAAUAUUAUUAUACGGAACAUGAUGAAACAAAUCGUGAUAUUCAACACCAAAUUAAUAUCGAUGUGCCAAGAAUGAACCCUUCAAUACCAUUAUUUCAACAAAAGACAGUUCAAAUAAUGUUUGAAAGGAUAUUAUUUAUUUGGUCAAUACGUCAUCCAGCCUCUGGAUAUGUUCAGGGUAUAAAUGAUUUAGUUACGCCGUUUUAUAUAGUGUUCUUACAAGAAUAUCUAAAAGAAGAUCAACCGUUUGAGAAGUGUUUCGUUGAUGAAUUGACUGAGGAACAACGCAGGGUUGUGGAAGCAGAUUCAUUCUGGUGUUUAUCCAAAUUUCUGGAUAGUAUACAAGAUAAUUACGUUUUUGCACAAAUAGGUAUUCAAAAAAAGGUGCUUCAACUUGAAGAAUUAAUAAAACGAGUUGAUGAAACGUUACAUAAACAUUUAAAAGAACACAACGUGAGCUAUCUUCAGUUUUCCUUUAGAUGGUUAAAUAAUUUAUUGACUAGGGAAUUGCCAUUGCGCUGCACUAUUCGGUUGUGGGAUACAUACCUAGCUGAAAAUGAUUGUUUCGCGACGUUUCAGUUAUAUGUCUGUGCUGCCUUCCUCCUUUACUGGAAAGAUGACUUGAUGCAACAACAUGACUUCCAGGGACUACUUCUGUUGUUGCAGAACUUACCCACUCAGUCCUGGACUAGUUCUCAAAUAAGUUUAAUGGUUGCAGAGGCCUACAAACUGAAAGUUAUGUUUGCAGAUGCUCCCAACCACCUUUUAAGUAAUAACUCCGGUGAUAGUUAAAUCAGUUAGAUUUUUAUUGAUAUUAUAAUGUGUCCAAUGUUAUAUUUUUUGUAUCGGGUUCUUUAAAGUACAUUGUUAAAGUACA